CACACGAACAAAGAACAUUGUUUUCCUGGUAGAAAUUUAGAUCCAGUAAAAACCCUUUACAAGUACCACAUUUCCCCUCAAGAAUCACUUGUUUGUUGCCAAGUUCUGUGCUUUUGUUUGUGGUCGGUAAUGGUGGAAUUAGAGGUGAACUAAGUGUGUGUUACUUGCUCGAAAUGGAGGAUAGAGAAGGAGGUGGAUCAUUUGUUGCAGUUAGAAGGAUUUCACAUGGUCUUGAUAGAAGCAGCACUUGUAAUACAGCUUCAGCUGAGGUUGUGGCAGGCUCAGCAGCAUGGCUUGGCAGAGGCUUCUCGUGUGUUUGUGUUCAGGGAAGAGAAGGUGACUCGCGCCCAUCAUUUGAUUUGACCCCUGCCCAGGAAAUUUGCUUACAAAGACUGCAACAGCGUUUAGACGUUGCCUAUGAUAGUUCAAUUCCAGAACACCAGGAAGCACUAAGAGCAUUGUGGAAAGCUGCCUUUCCUGAAGAGGAACUUUGUGGUCUAAUUUCUGAACAGUGGAAGGAAAUGGGUUGGCAAGGGAAAGAUCCUUCGACUGAUUUUCGGGGUGGCGGGUUUAUAUCAUUGGAGAACUUAUUGUAUUUCGCCAAGUAUUUCCCGAAAUCGUUCCAAGAUCUUCUUCGAAAGCAGGAGGGUGACCGUUCCAUGUGGGAAUAUCCGUUUGCUGUAGCUGGUGUCAACAUUACAUUCAUGCUUAUUCAGAUGUUGGAUCUCGAAGCAUUAAAACCGCGAAGUUUUGUGGGAUCAACUUUCUUGAAGUUUCUUGCAGAAAAUGAAUCGGCAUUCGACCUUCUUUAUUGCAUUACGUUCAAGCUAAUGGAUCACCAGUGGCUCACCAUGCGCGCGUCUUACAUGGAUUUCAAUGCGGUGAUGAAGUCAACACGUCGCCAGCUUGAAAGAGAGCUUUUGCAAGAAGACAUAACACGACUCGAAGAAUUACCGUCCUAUAGACUACUUGGUCGAUAGCAGUCAAGUAUUUGGUUUGACAACAUUUUAGCUACGAAAAGCUGAAAAUAAACGCUAUAUUUACUACGGCGAAUGCCCCAAUCAUCGGCAUGGUACUUUACACUGUAAUAGUAUUACCAACUGCUUGAUUUUGGUUUGAUUUGGAUUUUUUUUUUGUAAAAGAAACAUUAAUUUGUAGGGUGCUUGGUUCCUUCUCUAAUGUAGAAGAAUCAUACAACAGUUUUUGUGAGUGAUCUUGUGAUUAUAU
Cynara cardunculus var. scolymus (artichoke) is the source of this 1227-nucleotide messenger RNA. RefSeq names its product ELMO domain-containing protein C-like. The coding region runs from base 174 to 980 and encodes 268 amino acids. The transcript is spliced from 11 exons. The record is from RefSeq and is a predicted model, not a curated record. NCBI's taxonomy places the organism in Eukaryota, Viridiplantae, Streptophyta, Magnoliopsida, Asterales, Asteraceae.